GGUCUGGUGAGCAAGAAUGUAUUCUCUUUCUACUUGGCACGCGAUACUAGUUCCAGCAAAGGUGGUGAAUUGAUCUUAGGCGGCUCCGAUUCCAGCUACUACAAGGGGUCACUCACCUACGUGCCGGUCUCAGAGCAAGGCUAUUGGCAAUUUAGCUUGGGCGGAGCCACCCUUGGUGGUAAGACCCUUUGCAGUAACGGUUGCCAAGCCAUCGCCGACACAGGCACCUCGCUCAUUAUUGCUCCCUUAAGUGCCUACAAUAAAUUCGCUAACAUUGUUAAUAGCGACAGCGAUGGUUACGUCGAUUGCUCGCUCAUCAGCUCUCUGGGUGACAUAGAAUUUGUUAUAAGUGGUAAGAGUUUCGCUGUGCCAGCAUCACAAUACAUAAUUCAGGAGGAUUCAGAGACUUGCUACUCUGCCAUCAGCUACAUUGGAACUGAUUUCUGGAUUUUGGGUGAUAUUUUCCUUGGUCUCUACUAUUCCGAGUUCGAUAUGGGCAACAAUCGUAUUGGUUUCGCACCAGUCGCCUAA
Molecule: messenger RNA, 531 nt
Organism: Rhagoletis pomonella (apple maggot)
Lineage: Eukaryota; Metazoa; Arthropoda; Insecta; Diptera; Tephritidae
Product: lysosomal aspartic protease-like
Exons: 1
Biological process (GO): cell death; proteolysis
Cellular component (GO): lysosome
Molecular function (GO): aspartic-type endopeptidase activity
Source: RefSeq, a predicted model, not a curated record